Messenger RNA from Impatiens glandulifera, 1727 nucleotides. Its product is annotated as BTB/POZ domain-containing protein At5g17580-like. The transcript has 3 exons. Bases 6 to 1682 code for a protein of 558 amino acids. NCBI's taxonomy places the organism in Eukaryota, Viridiplantae, Streptophyta, Magnoliopsida, Ericales, Balsaminaceae. The record is from RefSeq and is a predicted model, not a curated record.
CGAUAAUGGAUAAAAGAUCGUCAUCGUUUCGGUUAACAACACCGAAUUCAUCAACGAAAAUCAAAUUAUAUGUUCGUGGAGUACCUAUCGCUUUGGAUAAGGAUAUUAUUACUCAGAGAUCAUCUGUUAUUGCUUCUCUAGUUAAACAGAAUCCUUAUAAUAAUAAUCUGUUUGAUGAGUUAAGUAACAUUCCUUUUGAUCCAGAGACGUUUGAUCUUGUUGCAAGAUUCUGUCAUGGAUAUGAACUGAAACUAUCAGCCGAAAACGUCAUUCCUCUCUAUUGUGUUUCUUAUUACCUUGGCAUGAGUGAAACACAUAGUCCAAACAAUCUGUUCAAGAAGUGUAAGAUCUAUUUUGAACAGAAGAUCUUACCUAACUGGAAUGAAUCUGUCAAAGCAUUAAGAUCUACGGAAAGCAUUAUUCAACAAGCGUAUGAACUCGGAUUAAUCGGUGAUUGUUUCGAUUCGCUUAUUCACAAGGCAAUAGAGAAUCCUCAAUUCCUCGACGAAGACAUUAUUGAAGAUAAACUUAACGUCAAGAGAAAACUAUUCCAAAUUGGAUCAAAGUUCGAAGAUCUGACAUCACUUUCUCUUCAAUUGUACCAACCGUUAAUCUAUCAAAUGGCUGAAAAUCAUGUUCAAUCAAGGUACAUAGCUUCAUCACUCUUUCAAUACGCGAUGAAGAACAAGAACACGUCUCAGGUAAGUGUAAUCGAAGCAGUAGAAAAGCUUUUACCUAAUGAAAUAGGUCUUCUUCAUUGCACACAACUAUUUGAAAUGCUGAAAAUCGCAAUCGCAAUGGAAGCUAACUCCAAUUGCAGGAACGGAUUCGAAACCAGAAUAGGUAAACAGCUCGAGGAAGCGACAGUUCAUGACUUAAUCAUACCUUCAAUAGGUUAUUCCAAAGAAGGAAAUUACGAUACAGAAUGCGUAAAGAGAAUCUUAAUGAUCUUCUACAAUAACUUCCCAGCAAAUUCAAAUUCCUCCAAAUUGUAUUCAGUUGCAGAGCUAAUAGAAAACUUCUUGUUCAAGAUCGCCAUUGACGUUAACCUAACUAUAUCUACAUUCAAAGCAAUGACAGAGUUGGCGUGUUCUGUUUCAAAGGGAUUGAAACGAAAAUCAGACCAACUAUACAAAGCUAUCGAUAUUUACUUGAAACAUCACAGUUACUUAACCGAAUCAGAACGAGAAGAGAUCUGUCAGGUUUUGGAUUUCAACAAUCUAUCCCAAAUAAUCUGCCAACAUGCUGCGCAGAACAGUCGUCUGCCAAUUCGAAUCGUGGUGCAGGUUUUGUUUGUGGGUCAAUUACAUUUGAGAGAUGUGAUAAAGAAAGAAACAUAUGAUCCAAGUGAGGAAGGAGAUGAAUUGCCAUUGAUAAACAGAGAUAAAGCUUCAACAAGAUCGUCUACUAUCAGUAGUAAUAGUAGUGGUAAGGAAGAAGUGAUGAUGGAAAUGGAGAAGAUGGGGAGUAAGAUGAGGGAAUUGGAGAAAGAAUAUGAUAUGAUGAAGAAGGAGAUUGAGAAAUCAAAAAGUGAGAUGAUGAAGAUGAAGAUGAAGAAGAAGAAGGAAAAAGUUGGUGUUUGGAAGGAGAUGAAGAGGAAAUUGAGUUGUAUUGGAAGUAUACAUGAUUGUGGUGUUCAUGUGAAGAAGAAGAAGAAGAUUUAUCCAGGUAACUCAGAAUAGAAAAAUGUUUAGUGUAGUUUGAAUAUUAGGUUUUAUUUGAAAAUU